AAGGAAUGAGAAAUGAACUGCAAAAUUCAGAAGAGCCGAUGAGACUUUGGAAAGAAAAAAGAAAACAAGAAGAAAAAAAAAUAAAAAAAGGGAAAAAAAGUCAAUAAAAAACCAGGAGGGAUGGGGGGAGCAGCUGGGUUUAGUUCCCAGUUCCUGGGAGAUGGUUUAUUUCUUCUUUAUAGGAAUCAAAAAUAUAUUUGUCAUUUACCAAAUUAAAUAAAAAUAAUCCUAGCAUUAAAUUAUUUUUAGUACAUUAAGAGUUACGUUCUUAUGGGCAAUCAUCUAUUUGUAACACUGUAAUGGAGUAACUGGCAAUUUCAUACAGCUUCGGGAUCGAUUUUUUCCUAUUUGCCAUGUACCUAUGCAAAUAAAUAUCCCAUUUGAUUCAUGUCCAUAUAGUAGGAUCUGCCUGCUUCUUUCUUACUCCUUUAAUAUUUAAUUAUUUAAAACAAGGAGAAAUCUCACGGGAAUUUUUGUCUCAAAAAUAGCUGACUUUUUCUUGUCAUUCGAGAAUAACAGAAAAAAGAUGUGAAAAUCUAAUUCUUUUUAAGUCCUAAAACUGAAACUCUAAAAAGGACGAGGAGAAAAAAAUCUUAAACUCCAGAAACCAAACUUCCUCCCCUCCCUUUUUACAUGAAUAUUCUGAGUUUUUACUGUAGCUAUUCAUAGUCAUACCUAAAUGUAGUCUAUAAAUCUACUAAUAUAUUAUUUAACACUCUAACUACUGGUAUAAAAAAUUAUAAAAUAUUCUGUUGGCAAUACAUUUAAUUGAAUUCUUUUUAGAGACAGCUUGUUACUGCCAGACAUGCUUUUAGAGAUAGUAUGGAGAAAUAAAAGAAUUCCAGAAGGCAGUAAAACAAAUAAUCACCAUUUUCACCAUUACUUCCAGAUACCCUCCUAUCCAGUCACUAAAUCCUUUAAGUCUAAAUCAAAGAGUUUCCAUGAGCAAAAUUGCACAGAUAAUUUCAAAGAAUAUAAAAAUUAUGUCGAUGUUUUAUUUGAAGAGAGAAAUUGAAAUUCACACAGUACUCUACUGGCUGAGACGUCCGAGGAGUUAUUAGAGGAAAAACAGAAAUAAACCAGGCUAGUUUAGCCUGAACUUUAGAGGCCUGUUUCAAAAUAAUCAGGGUCAAUGCAAAUCCUUUUCUUAAUUGCAAUGUGCUUGUGCCUCUAAAAGUUUGAAGCAUUGUCCUUCUUCUUAAUCUCUCUGCUGAUUUUUAUUAUCAGGUAUCUGCAAGAUUCUCUGAGACGUAGGAGUAAUAAACAAUAUUAUAAACCAUUCAAAGCAAGCACUGCCUUUUAUUCCUUUUAUUACUUUUUUUCCCAACAAAGCAACUUACACAUUGGGUUUGAACUACCUCAGCACAACUCCUAAUCAGAGAAGUAUCUGUAGGGGUUAGUGAGGUUUUUUUUAUUGUAACAUCUGAACACUGCAGAUCUGCUGAAAAGAAAAGAGGUCAGUAGUGCUGCUCAGCACAGGCCAGGGAUUUUCAGCUUCCACUGGUCACACACUUCAGUUUGGUGUGUGCCAGGAUGACAAGAUUUGGGGACAAGCAAGGGAUUGGGCAGGGGAUGCUGAUCAGGUGAAGGCUCCCCCACCACAUCCCCUGCCAGGAGGCUUCUUGCCCGGCACAGCCCCACUGAGGCACAGACAGGCUUUGGUCCAUAACUGGUUAAAAAUCGACUGGGUCCAGGGUAGGGUGGGAGGUAAUUAUCUGCAGCUUGAAAACUUUAGGAUGAAGUUUCCCUUUUAAAUCUAAGAUGGUGCAGAACUGGCGUGGGGCUGUGAGUGCUCAGUGGAAUGGGGACAGUCCUUACCCACCUUCCGAGAACUGCUCUUUACACUCAGCCACUUCGGGAGAUCAGGCAGGAGACGGGCAGAUAUCUUGUUCCUAUGUGGCAAGGAAGUAAUUUUUGACAGGCAAGUCUACACUGUCUCCUGGCAGCAAGCACUAAGCAGCUAUGCCAGUUAUUUGGGCAAUUUUGCCAGAAUAUUAUCCUGGGGGUUGAUGUGCACACAGCAUGGAUGUACACCCUCCAUCAUCAGAGCAGCUCUUCUUGCAGAGAAUUCAUCCGAGUGCAAUUCAUUACCCCAAACGGGACGUCUGGACACGGCUCGGGGGUUAAAAUGUGUUCUCAGGCUGUGUGGGGAGCCAUGGCAUGGAGGCACUGAGGGCCAGCCAGUCACACACCUCUCCACAUAUGGGGAGCCCCUGGCUGUCCCUCUCUCCAUCCAGACCUCAUCCCUCUGGUCCUGUCUUCCAGGGCACCCUGUACUUCCCUUCCCAGUACCCAUCCAGAUGCUGACAGAUGCCAAGUGGCAUCUGCAGCCACCUAAAGCCUCUGCACAGGACGUGAAGGGAGUAACACAGUUUGGGCCAGGGGCUUGUGGCCGGUGGGCUCAGUGGGAGCCGGGCCGGGUGAGGGAGAGCUACAGCCAGGUGUGCCCAGGGCGAGCUGGGACAGCCAGGUUUUACCACAACAUUCAAGAUUUUCCACUUCCAGCCCUUUCCCUUGCAGUAAAGAUCGAAUCAGAACACAAACACUCAAAUUUACAACAAGUAAAAAUAAAAAGAAAGCAAGAGAAAGGAACCCCGACGAGCACUGCAGCACCCCUCUCCCUGCCAUUCCCAUGCGCUCAGCUGCUGCUUGCUCUUCUCCUCCAAGUCGGAGCCCAUGCCUCUUCCGAUACCCAGGAAAACAUUUUGUUCUGCGUUAAAGGCUAAAGCUAACACAUGACCAGCGAGAGGCAGCAGUUUGUUUAGCUCUUGGAGUUUAUUUUAAUUGCGGCCUUGUUUUGUAAUGAGGACGGCUGCAGCAGGGGGAGCCUGCUGGGAUCCGGGGGGCUGUUCCAGAGGAGUUUCCUUAUCAAUAACAAGAACUCUCAACUAUUUAAAUUAACAACAACUGCAUGGCAUGCAUGCUCAGCUGCUUUGUUUUCUGGGAAGUUAAACUGUACACAUUUGCUUAUUAAGGAUCUCAGUGGCUGGCCAGGAUCACAAGUUCCCUCCAAGUGCCACCUUUCAAAUCCCCAACCUCCACCAGGGAGGAAUGAAGACGAGAGAAACGGGCCCCGUGUUCAUGCUGACAGACACAAAACAGCCUGGUAAACCUUAGCAGUUUGUUAUGAUGAUGCAUGAAAAAAAAAAUGAGGAAAAUAUGUAAAAUCAUGUGAUUUUUAUGCAAAUCAGAUGAAUUGGACAGUUUAAAAAAACCUUAAAUGUCAGGUAGAUAAGAUCAUAUACACCUAGAGCAGUGUCAUGAUGUUCUCUGUACAUUACAUUCAUACUGGAAACCAAAACGUGUUACAGAAAUCAGACACCCACAAAAAGCUCUGAGAUUGCACUGAGAACAGGUUCCUGCAAAGCACCGGCCUCUGACAAAAAAAAAAAAAAAAAAAAAAGCAAAAGAAAAAAAGUAGGUUAGAUUAGAAAACAAGAUAGCUGAAUUCAGGCAGGGACUCGGCUGUCCCUGCGCAGCCUGGCCUCGCUGCAUUCACAUUAAUAUGCACAAAACUCCUUUUAAGUAACGUUCAUGCGGUGGCACCCAGCUCCAAAAUGGGCAGGCUGUUCCUGAAACCCAUCCUCAAGGGCUACGGGGAAGGGGAGAGGUUCACAGGCUCUCUUCUGUCAGGCUGAACUUUUCUUUCUUAGACACAUUUUUAUUUUCCCUUUAAAAGUCCUGGCAGUUAUUUUUGUGUGAGGAUGGGGAAGUCUUAUGGCCUGAAGGAGUUAAUUUCAAAAGAAAAAAUUAUAGCGGGGUACUGUUUAUUUAAGCAGUGUUUUGUAGAAGACAAGGCAUUUCUUUCCAGGGGUGUGGUUCACCUGGGAAAAAUACGCACUGGCCUCGAUAUACCAUAAAAUCCUGCUCUGUGUCCCCUGAAGGAAAAUGACCCAAGCCCGGGGACUCCCCUCACUGCCAAGUAGCACCUCCAGCUCCGAGGCCCUUCAACAUCCAACUGCAGCUCCCAGGGAUGGCUGAAUAAUUUCACACUACUCUGUGCCCUGCACGCCAGCACACAGACAGAGGGGUUGUUUUUCAUGCCAGGAGCUUUGCCAGGGGAGAACAUGAAGAAGCUGGAGAGGGACAGUCCGUGGGAGGGUGUGAGGCACCUGUGGCAAUGCCCAGCACUGCUCCUGCCUCUGCUCCUGCUCCUUGGAGCUGCUCCUGCAUGACCAGAAAUACCCCUGCCAGCUCGGAGGGGAACCAUUUCCCAGCAGCAUCACCCCUGUUCCAGCACUGCCACCACUUUGCGGGGUGGCACUUGGGGGGUUCAAACCCUUGCCUGGGUGAGGAGCUCUCUGCAGCAUGGAGGGCGUUUUUGAGAGAGGGGUGUGUGGAGCUGAUCCCCCAGCGGGGUUGCCACGGCCUCCCACAGGCAGGGCCGAGCUGCUGCUCCUCCACGUGCCACACAGGCACCUCGUGGGUGUGCAGGAGCCACGCCGAGCCCCGGGCUGCUGAGAAACGUCCCACGGCCGACACGGGGCUGCCGGUGGCUUUGCACACUCCCACCAGCGACCCUCCCCACCACGGGGUCACCAUUCUCCCCCAAAGAGAAAACACUUGCAGAGGCAGGGGAAGCUGUCCCCACCAGGACGCUGCCGCCCUGGCAGCCACCACCACUGCCAGCGGCUGCCGUGCUUGUCCCCAGAGCUGGGACAGGCAAAGGAAGAGGGUGUCAAGGCCACACUCAGCAAAGAUCCCUCUGGCCAAUGGUGGGAGAGGGCUCCCAGGAAAAUGACUCCAUCUCCAGCUCCCUGAAGUCCCCAGCGAGGCAGCACAGGGACCGCUGGUGCUUUUGGGGCAGCAGGAAGCAGUGGGGAGCAGAGGCGGGUGGCAAGAGCCUGUGGGUAGCUGCAGCCGGGCCCUGAGUGACAGCGAGGGAGCAGGAGAAGGUAUAACACCAGAGCAGAAAGGCCCAAAACUCAGCAAAGGCGCCCAGGCCGCUCAUUUCCCAGUCCGAAAGAGAUGCUGCUGGCUGCUCCCUAUGUCCCCGCAACGAGACGGGUUAGGAUGGAAAUUCUGAUGCAAGCCCGGCUUGGCUGUGGCCAGGCAGAGUGAGAAAUCUUCCCCCGUAAAGAGUGCUACUUGAACGGAAGCCGUGCUCGACCUCGGGUCUCCACCAAAAAUCCCCCAAGCGGCAGCCCUCCCGCUGCUGCUCCCGGGCGUCCCGCGGGCGCUGCGCUCGCUGGGCUCCGGCUAAAGCGAAAGCGUCACACGCUGCAGAGAAAUGACAAACAGAACAGAGCUCCCAACAACCCCCUUCCUCUGGGUUUCAUUGCUGGGGAAAAAGGGAAAAAAAAAAAAAAAAACCGAAUCAAAAUCCCGGAACGGAGUUGCUACUCUUGGGUCUGUCCCUCCUUGGGUCACUUGCAGAGCCGGGAGCUCUCUCCCUGCCCCGGGCCGGGAUCGGAGGCGCACAAACCACCCAGCUCCAGCUGCACCCGCUCCCUGGGAAUCCCACACUGCAUUUUAACUACAGGGAAGCCGUCUCUCCAGCAGAUCUGUACCACCUCAAGUGUCUCGGGAGUACCAUCCCUGUCUUGCCACCGGGCUAUUUUUAAUGACGAGUCGUAUUAGCACAAGGGCUUUCUUCCUAAUUUAUUACACCCCCCCCCACCCCCGGCCGCCCAACCUCCUUGCUUUAAAAUGUUUCGGUUCAAGAUCUCAGCUGAGAAAUCAAAAUAAAGGCAGCACCCGGGCACUCUGCGUCCAAGGCGGCCGCUCCGUGGGCUCGCCACUGCUGGAAUCAGUAGCUCCGAGCAACUGCACCAGUGGACCGAGGGCACCGUGACCUGCGGUGGUUAUUCUCGUAAACAAAUUUCUAUUAAUCACCAGGGCCCGGGAAUGCCUUCACAGCCCAGAGCGCGCCUUCCCCCGCUCCCCACCAGCCCGACCGGCAGCUCGCAGCCCAAAAACCCGUCCGGGAAAGCCAAACGAGCGAUCUGAACCACCCCCAAAGCCGAGCCUUGCUGCAGGCCCCCAGGAAGUAAACACGCGAGGCUGGGGGACAGGCGCAGGAAUCUCCAGGGAUUUGCAUCCACGGAGCUGCAUCUCCACAGGGGAGCGGGGAAGGUUGGGGUGACAGGUCCCCUCCCGUGCCCGCCCUGCGGAACCCACCCGCGACACUGAUCGCGAGGCUUCGCAUUAUUCCCCCUUCCCACCUCCCAGCAAAGGCCUUUGCCCGGCAAGACGCAAAAAGUGCAGACAUAAAAUCCCUUUCCAGAAAAGCCGAAGCGAUUCUGCAUCCCCAGCACAGUACAACAAUUCCAUACAAGCAGAAUAUUUAUAGACUUACAGGUUAUUUUGCAACAAUAACAAAACAGCUACACAGAAUUAACCCACCACUUGAGUGUCCUGGAAAGGAAAAGAGAACACGGAUGGAAAAAAAAAAAAAAAAAAGAAGAAGAAAAAAAUCAUCAAAUUGAUCUGGGUAUUUUUUAAAAAUAAAUAAAAAAGAAAAAAAUUAAAAAUAAAACCAAAAAUUAAUAUGGGGAGUUCAUGGGGAACCGUCUUUAAGGAAAAAGCUUCUUUCCCCAAGAGUAAAUCCCAUUGAAGGCCCUGAGCCGAGUGUGGCUCUUUGCAAAAAAUAAUUUAAAAAAAAAAGCUGAAUGAGUGAAAAAAUAAUUAAAGGAAAAAAGCAAAAAUCCAGAACAAUGCCGCUGGCUCCUGGCUUUGCUCGCUGGGUUGUUUGAUGGUUUGGGGUGUUUUUUAAGGGGGGGGGGAGGGUGUUUUAGAAACGCAAAAGUGACCCCCCGCCCCAGAGUAAAUAAAUAAAAAAAAAUAACAAAGAUAAAUUAUAAUUAAAAAUGCAUACAUAUAUAUAUAUAUAUAUCUAUAUAUAUAGAUUAAUAAGUAAGAGGCGCAUUUUUUUUUCCAAGAUCUCUUCGCUCGUUUUCGGAGAGGCUUGGGAGAGAAAAUAAAAAAAAAAAAGAAAAAAGCCAAAAAAGCCAGAAGCGGAGGCUGGUGGUGGCAGGGGGUGUGAUGUGUGUUUGCACCGCCCGGAGCUGUGCCCGGGACCCCCCGUUUUCCUCUCCCGCCGCCGCCGCCGCUGCUCGAUCCGCGCCGCGCGCGCUGCUCCGCGCCCGCGCGCCCCCCACGUCACCGACAGCACCCGCCGCCACGUGACCCGCCGGCCGGGCGCGACCACUGCUGGAAGGGGGGAACGGGGAGGGGGAUGAACGGGGGGAGACACCGUGAGACCCCCGCCGCCGCCGCGGCCCCCCCGAGAUACGCGCCCCCACCUCGCCCACCCCGUUGCCGGCCUCGCCGGGGGAGCGCGCACGCCGGGAGGGGCGCGGCGCCGCGGAAGGCGCGGAGGGGGGAGGUCCGUGGCCCUCCCCAUGCCGAGCGCGAUGGUAGAGUCCGCAGCUCAAAUUCCGAGAAUUGGGCUCUGUUGAUUCUUAGAACUGGGGUUCUUAGAAGUGGUGAUGCAAGGAGUUUCUAGGAAAGCCCGGAGACCAGGUUUGAAAGAAACUUUUGGACUGUGAAUUGAGGCAUUGGACUCAAGAUGGCCUCGCCGGCAGACAGCUGCAUCCAGUUCACGCGCCACGCGAGCGACGUCCUCCUCAAUCUCAACCGCCUUAGAAGCCGGGAUAUCUUGACCGAUGUUGUCAUCAUCGUGAACCGGGAGCAGUUCAGAGCCCACAAAACAGUCCUGAUGGCCUGCAGUGGCCUCUUCUACAGCAUCUUCACUGACCAGCUCAAGUGCAACUUGAAUGUUAUCAACCUGGAUCCUGAAAUUAACCCUGAGGGGUUUUGCAUCCUCUUGGACUUCAUGUACACCUCCCGCCUGAACUUGAGGGAGAACAAUAUCAUGGCUGUGAUGGCCACAGCACUCUACCUGCAGAUGGAGCACGUGGUUGACACCUGCCGAAGGUUUGUCAAGUCUAGUGAAGCAGAGAUGGUGUCUGCUGUGAAGACCCCAAGGGAAGAGUUUUUGGCUGGACGGAUGCUGGGCCACCCGGAGGUGAUGGCUUAUCGGAGCAGAGAUGUCUCAGAGAACGGCAUGCCUCUUCAAAACGGGUCCCUCUGCAACGGGAGGGCCUUCGCACCUGGCUUGAUCAACAGUUUGUCUGGAUCCCCCAUUUCCUACCAUGGAUACAGCCCUCUCCCUCUAAAUAGCUUCCUAGUGGAUGAUGAGUUGCGGGAGAUGAGGAUGCCUCUCUCUGAACUCUCAAGGGCAGGUGCCUUCCCCAAGGAGAGGAUCCUGCCGUGCGACAGCUCCAGGACAAUCCCCACUGAGUACGUGAGAACCAUUACUGACAUCUCUGCCAACAUGUGCCAUGCCACCAUCUAUGCUCCAAAAGAAGGUGCUGCUGAAGAAGCCAGGAGUGACAUGCACUACAGCGUGGCUUCUGGGCCCAAACCUGUCAUCCCUUCAGUCCGGAACAAUCCCUACUUCCCUUGUGAUAAAGUGGCCAAAGAGGAGGAGCGGACCUCUUCAGAGGAUGAGAUCAGCCAGCACUUUGAGCCCACCAACACACCCCUGGACCGCAAGGGACUCAUCAGCCCUCAGAGCCCACAGAAGUCAGACUGCCAGCCCAACUCACCAACUGAGUCCAGCAGCAGCAAGAAUGCCCGUAUCGGCCAGAACUCCAGCUCCCUCUUCACCAAGAGCCCCACAGACCCCAAAGCCUGCAACUGGAAGAAGUACAAGUUCAUUGUCCUCAACUCUCUCAACCAGAACACCAAGCAAGACAGCGCUGACCAGAACGAGAUGGGAACCCUCUCUCCUCGCACCUAUGUGCCCAUGUCCACUUGCCAGCAGUCCAUGGAGCCGGAGCAUCUCAAUGUGCAAUCCCCCACCAAGAUAAGCGUGAAUGGUGAAGACUCUACAAUCCCACAAGCGAGCAGACUCAACAAUAUUGUUAACAGGUCCCGGGAUGGGUCCCCUCGGAGCAGCGAAGGGCAGUCCCCACUGUACAUGCAUUCAUCGAAGUGCAGCUCCUGUGGCUGCCAGUCCCCACAACAUACUGAGAUGUGCCUUCAUACCCCUGGCUCAAAUUUUGGAGAAGAGAUGGGGGAAACCCAGUCUGAAUACUCUGACUCCAGCUGCGAGAAUGGAGCCUUCUUCUGCAACGAGUGCGACUGCCGGUUCUCCGAGGAGGCCUCUCUCAAGAGACAUUCUCUGCAAGUGCACAGUGACAAGCCCUACAAGUGUGACCGCUGCCAGGCCUCCUUUCGCUACAAGGGGAACCUCGCCAGCCACAAAACCGUCCACACAGGAGAGAAGCCGUACCGCUGCAACAUCUGCGGAGCACAGUUCAACCGACCAGCCAACCUGAAAACCCACACACGCAUCCACUCUGGGGAGAAACCCUACAAGUGUGAGACUUGUGGGGCCAGAUUUGUCCAGGUGGCCCACCUCCGUGCUCACGUGCUCAUUCACACCGGGGAGAAGCCGUACCCCUGUGAGAUCUGCGGCACACGCUUCCGGCACCUGCAGACCCUCAAAAGUCACCUUCGAAUCCACACAGGAGAGAAACCGUAUCAUUGUGAGAAGUGCAACCUGCAUUUCCGCCACAAAAGCCAGCUGCGGCUCCACCUGCGGCAGAAGCACGGGGCCAUCACCAACACCAAGGUGCAGUACCGCAUCUCGGCCAGCGAGGUGCCUCCCGAGCUCCCCAAGGCCUGCUGAAGGCGCAGGAUUUCCCAGGAGGAGGUCGUCUGGGGGAGCAUGGCGGGGAGAAGCUGUCCAAAGGAUACUUGCAACACUUUAAAAGAGAAAAAAAAAAAAAAAAAAAAAGAGAGAGAAAAAAUAUUCAUCACAUGAUGGAGUGCCUCUAAACCCAUAGUACAGAUAGGUGGAAAAACAUUAGAAAUUAAAAAAAAAAAUUACAAAUACACGGGUUUUAUUUUUCCCAGUUAUGUGAAACAAAAAGAAAAAAUAAAAUUAUUCAGAUCUUACUGUAUAUAAAACAUUAAAAAAUUUAAAAUAGUCAUUUUAAAUGUCUGUGCAGUGGAGUGUUGAUAAACUCUGGAGUCUAACCUUCACAGCCUUUGCCGUUUGAAGAUGAGGAAUGUAAUGUUGAUUUAUGGGAACAGAUUUUUUUCUUUUGUAUGCAAAAUGUGUGUUCUUUUAAAGAGAAAGUAUGCUAUUAAAGAGAGGGCUUUAACUUUUUUAACCAAAGGUGAAGGAAUCUAUGGCAGAGUUGUAAAUAUAUAUAGAUAUAAAUAUAUAAAUAUAUAUAUAAAAUAAAUAUAUAUAGACCUUUAAAAAAGCUAUAUUAAAAAUAUAUAAAAUGCAUUAAAGGCUCAGUUGGACUCUGCAGGCAGAAGCCACUCUGAGAAUCUUUAUUAUGAUAGAGCACUUAAGGAGAUAUUUUAAAGUAUUGCAUCUGUACAAGUAAGAAAAUAUUUUGUCUAAAUGCAUCAGUGUAUUUGUAUUUUUUUGCAAGUGAAGGUUUACAAUUUACAAAAAAGUGUGUAUUAAACCAACAAAGCUGCAGAAGGAAUUUAAAAUAAUAAUAAAGUGUAAUUUUUUUGUUCUAGUUCUCAGUCUGUAUAUAUGUAAAAUGUGGUUUCGCACGGUGCCUUUCUUUUCAAUGGAAGUUUUCAGUGUAUGGACUAUAUUGAGCUCAGUUUUUUCAAGGUACAGCCUGAUGUUGCAAAAGGAGUUUUGGUGGAACUCUUAAGUGGGGGAAUGUUUUAUUUUUUUUUGUUUUGGAUUUUUUUUUUGGUCUUAUUUUACAUGCUUGUGUUAUAAACAAUCUCGGGAGACAGGGUUUGGGCUGUGUCUAAACUGCAUUAAUGCGUUCUGUAAAAUAUAGCUGUACAAAUAAAAGAAUAAAAUGAAGAAAAGU
Onychostruthus taczanowskii (white-rumped snowfinch) is the source of this 10805-nucleotide messenger RNA. It is a transcript of the gene BCL6, whose product is annotated as BCL6 transcription repressor. NCBI's taxonomy places the organism in Eukaryota, Metazoa, Chordata, Aves, Passeriformes, Passeridae. The transcript has 10 exons. The coding region runs from base 7511 to 9640 and encodes 709 amino acids. Gene Ontology annotation, biological process: regulation of cytokine production; regulation of immune system process; negative regulation of transcription by RNA polymerase II. Gene Ontology annotation, molecular function: protein binding. The record is from RefSeq and is a predicted model, not a curated record.